Messenger RNA from Trypanosoma rangeli, 1686 nucleotides. Its product is annotated as putative UDP-glucoronosyl and UDP-glucosyl transferase. Bases 1 to 1686 code for a protein of 561 amino acids. The transcript has a single exon. NCBI's taxonomy places the organism in Eukaryota, Euglenozoa, Kinetoplastea, Trypanosomatida, Trypanosomatidae. Gene Ontology annotation, molecular function: UDP-glycosyltransferase activity. The record is from RefSeq and is a predicted model, not a curated record.
AUGUGGUAUUUACUCACGCUACUUGUCAUGCUUGGUGGCGGGCCCACCUCCGUGGUGGCGGCGUCCUUGCUGGACGCGGCUGCCCCCAAUGCGUUUCCCAUGCAUGUUGGGAUCAUCUGCAUCCCUCUUUACGGCCACUGGAAGCCGCUGUGGUCGGUGGGGGAGGCCUUUACCAGGCGUGGACACCAUGUCACAUAUUUUAGUGAGAACCCUCAGUGGUGUGAGGAUGUCCAGCGCCACGGGGUAGGCAGGGCGGCGUGUAUUACCAUGCCUUCACGCGGUGCAUUCAGUGAUCCUGCCCUUUUUGAAAAGUUGAGUCGCACAGACAACCUCUUCCUGACGUUUGUGGAUCUCUGGAAUGAGUCCUUCCGCCACCAUGAGCUGCAGCUCGGCGACUACCUUGCGGUGGCCCGGAAGGUGCAUGCCCGGCACCCGUUCAGCAUACUACUCAGCGAUGCCGCCACCUUCGUUGGCGGCUCCGUGGCGCGUGCGUUGGAUGUCCCCUCCGUCUUGUUAUUUCCACUGACGACGAUGCUUCCGUUGGGCUUCUGCAACCGCCUUCCUCUGAUGGGGACCGGAUGGCCGGCGCAGAUGAACCACUGGCAACGGCUGCUAAACUGCAUUUUGCGGAGCAUUGUGGUGGGAUUUGCAAGCUCGCUCCACCGCGUGAAUGACGCAAGAGCGUUGUACAAAAUUCCGCCACUUCGCAACGGGUACGAAUUGGGAGGCUGGUAUGACACCGUACUCGCACCCACCGUUUGGGGGUUUGAUAUUCCGCAGGAGCUGUGCCCCAACUUCCAUACAUUGGGGUUGCUGAGCUUUGACGAGGACCGCACUCCAUUAAUGGAGGAGGAGCUUUCAGCAUUUUUGCAGGGUUGCCCGCAAGGUGCCGUCUACGUGAACCUUGGGACGUUGGUUUCCCUGCAUUGGCGCCAAGCGGAGCAGCUUGCUAGGGCCCUCCGGCAGCUUCCGUACUGCGCCAUCUGGAAACUGAAGGGGGAGCAGGUGGAGCGCCUGCUCCAGGGCGACUUGGGAAAGAUGAAGGAGCGGACGCACAUUCGGCCUUACUUCGUUUCUCCACUGAAAAUCAUGAAGCACGCGAAUGUGGUGGCGUUUGUCUCACAUUGUGGCGACAGCUCUGUGCAUGAGGCGUUGGAGGCCCAGCUGCCUGUUGUUGGGAUUCCUUUUUUUGCCGACCAAUCGGAUGUUUGCCAGCGCCUGGAGGAGGCAGGUGUGGGGAGGUACGUUGGGCACAAGCACCGCUUCACCUCCGACGACGUGUCAAGGGCAAUACGAUGGGUCGUGCAACACGGAAACCAGGCGAAGGCCAACAUGAAACGACUUCUUCAGGUCUCUAGGUUCUUCGGUGGUGCGGAGAGGGCCGUUGAUCUGCUUGAGAGCCGCUACCGCAACCAACUGCUUGGAAGAAAUGAAUCGCUCGAACGAUGCGUUAUUUUUGGCGACGUACCACCGGCGGAUGCGCAACCGCUGCGCAUUGAACAGCUUGACGUGUUUCUUGUAUGGUUUGUCGCGUCUGUUUCGCUGUGGCUUAUUUUCUUCGCGUACACGGCGAAGCUGUCACCGCACCUUGGCCAGAUGAUGAGACCGAGGCAGGCAGCACGUGCAAAAAAGCGGCCGCGCUUCACCGCCUCCCCCAGGGCAACGCAGCCGGAGAAGGCCGGGUGA